This is a messenger RNA of Thlaspi arvense, 805 nucleotides long. The record is from the annotation of a GenBank genome assembly. Lineage: Eukaryota; Viridiplantae; Streptophyta; Magnoliopsida; Brassicales; Brassicaceae.
GUCAUUGCGAUGUUAUAAGAAACCCUAGUUUCGUCCCAUAUAACUCCUUUCACUUGGCACCCGACGCAGCUUCGGCUUUUGCAACACUCUCUGCUUCCUCUCUUAGCUCGAUUUUGAUCCCUUUAGAAUGGCGUCGGAGAAGAAGCUCUCGAACCCCAUGAGGGACAUUAAGGUCCAGAAACUCGUUCUCAACAUCUCCGUUGGUGAGAGUGGUGAUCGUCUCACCCGUGCCUCUAAGGUGUUGGAACAGCUCAGCGGUCAAACCCCUGUCUUCUCCAAGGGUAUGUACGAUCCUUCUACUGGUAUCUACGGAAUGGACUUCUACGUUGUUCUUGAACGUCCAGGAUACCGUGUGGCUCGUCGCCGUAGAUGCAAGGCUCGUGUUGGUAUCCAACACAGAGUAACCAAGGAUGAUGCUAUGAAGUGGUUCCAAGUUAAGUACGAAGGAGUUAUCCUCAACAAGUCUCAGAACAUCACCGGUUAAAAAGAAGCUUAAAAUCUUUAGAGAUUUUUGUUGUUGUUUUUUUAGCUUUGUUUCAAGCUGUCAUCUUUUACUAUUUCUGGGAUGUUAAAGAAUUUCUUGUUGAGUAAAAAACCUUUUUCUGACAUCUGUUUGGUAGAAUCUAAAUCUUCCAAGAACCUUGGAGAUAUGAUUUUUGUUUUUCUCGAGUUUACCGUCUUCAUUUAAACAAGUUAUCAUUCAAAGUAGUUCAUUCGAUUUCUAUUCUAUUCGAUCCCUGUAACUUGCAUAACUCUUCAGCAAGAAGCUAUAAUUGUCCUAAGAGAUUUGAGAGUUAGUUUUGAA